Molecule: messenger RNA, 2984 nt
Organism: Leptidea sinapis
Lineage: Eukaryota; Metazoa; Arthropoda; Insecta; Lepidoptera; Pieridae
Product: leucine-rich repeat-containing protein 74A-like
Exons: 10
Coding region: 10-1662 (550 amino acids)
Molecular function (GO): protein binding
Source: RefSeq, a predicted model, not a curated record
AAGACAAAUAUGUCGUCAACCUCUACUGUAGCCACACAGUUAGAACUAAUACCAGCGCUAUUCAAGAAUGUUUCAGAGUCUUCAUCGUCAGAUCCUCCAAUGGAAGAAUGGUCAUCUUUGGCUGUAUUGGUGCAAAAUCAAAGUCAAAAAUUCGAGCAAAAAGAGUUGUCUCAGUCUGAGAGUGAAAAUAUAUUAUGUGCUCAAUAUGUAUCAAUGUCAGCUAGUUCCAUUCUUCUUCAUCCCUACUAUUCAUACCCUUGUAUUGAAGAUCCGGGUAUUGUAGCAGCCUUGUUGAAACCAGAGACAACAAGAUACUAUCCUCCUGACGGACAAGAGUAUUACCUGGCCGUGUGCGAGGCGAUGGACAUAUGUCCUGUGCGGAGUUUCUACCGGGGUUUGCUGCAGCUAUCUAUUGACUUGAAAUACUACGGAGUGAACCCAGGGGGUGUUAGGGCGAUGUGUUUGGCCUUACAUUUGAAUAACAUCGUAGUUCGUCUAGACCUGUCCUCUAACUUCUUAAAUAAAGAUGCCUGUUACCAUCUUGGCCAAAUGCUUGCAGACAAUUACACAAUGCAGGAGUUAGUGCUGUCUGGAUGCAGGAUUGGAAGUGAAGGAUUAAGAUUAUUAUUAGGGAAGACAGUGAAGCGAAGUUUGGAAGAGCUAGAUCUGUCAAGGAACAAUAUUGGGGACAGUGGGUUUCCAUAUCUUGCGGAUACAUUAAUGAGAGGAGUGGUGAUUAAAAGGUUGAAUCUGAGCCACAACGAGCUGGGACCGCGUGCUGCAACUCUGUUUGCCGAAGUACUGGAGUUCAAGAACGCACACACUCAUCUCAACCUGUCAUGGAACAAUUUCUGUGAUAGCAAAGGUGUUAGCGAUUUGGUGUCAAGACUUGGCAGUAGUGCCCAAUUGGAGGAGUUGAAUCUGUCGUGGUGCAGCUUGACAAUUAGCACACCUUUGAGGAGGCUGCUUUCAGUACCAACACUGACCAUGCUUGAUCUGAGCAAUAACAGGCUUGUGCUGCAGUCAGCAAUCUCGAUAGCGGCAGGUCUUAACCGGGCGAAACAGCUGAACACCUUGAAUAUAUCUUCGAAUCCGAUCCCACCUGAAGGCGCCAUGAGACUUCUGAAUACGUUGAAACGGAGGGAUGUAAAACUAAAGAAUCUGAUGAUGGAGAAUAUCGUAGUGAAUAAGAAUUUUGUUAAGCAUUGUGACGAGAUGUUGAAGUUAAGUUAUCGUAAGGAUACCAUCAUAAAAUAUGGCGAGGUGUUACGUAACUACACGUUACAAGUUACCGACAUGAAGUACAUCAUUAUGAAGAGGCUUGACUAUCUCACCUCGAGGCAAAGCAGAAAGCAUACAGUGGAUAUAGCGCUGUAUUUCUUGGAGCUGCAAAAGAGUUCAGAAUUUAUACAACCCAGACAGUUUAUGAAAGACAUGAGGAUCGCUGGUAUCCUGAUAGAAGAGGAGCUUGCAAAUGGAAUGGCUGACUUAUUUCCAGGACCUCUGCUGGAUAAGGGUGGAAAAACUAUUGACAUUAUUAAAAUAGUGGAUAUGAUCACGAGGUUGUGGCCGUGGAAGAAGCUCCCACCGACACCACCUGAAGUUAUACCCGAGCCAGACAUAACAGCAAAACAAAAAGAAAAACCAAAAAAGGGAAAAUAAUAAGUAGCAUAGGUACCUAAAUUAUUAUGAAUAGCAAACUUUUAUAUUAAUAUUUGAAUAACAUUACUCUUAGUGUUAUCGAACUCUUGAGUAAUCACUAUCAUUGAAUAAGAUCAUUCAGACAUCUGCGGCCUCUCAUAAUAUUGAGAAAAAAUUGUUGACGCUAUAUACUCGUAUACAUAAAUGUAGUACCUAUAUAGUAUAAUGACUCUAUUAACUACAGCAUACAAAUACUGUCUAAUAUUUUAUAUAGAGUUUAUACUUUGAAAUGUAAUUAUUUGUAUAAUUGGCGUUUUUCUGGUGAGAAUGUGUAAGCGUUUCGGUUUGAAGGGCUCACAAAGUUUAUGAGAUUAGAGGGCUGAUGAGACUUUUAACAUCUUCUGUCUCAUGAUGACGAGCGCAAUUACAAUUCCACUCACUCAAUUCACUCGAGAAUCUUAAGCGGCAUUACAUUGUAAUGGAGGAGGUGUACUCCUCGUGCCUUUUCGCAUGUAUACAGUCUCGGCCCGGUCGCCGUGCUGUGUUAAGUAGAAAUGUAUGAGGAACAUGAGCUUUCACAUGUCACUGCCAUUGUGCCGUGACCCGUGAUUAUCCGCUAUAAGCACGAGUUUGACGGCAACCGUCCCUGUACUAAUGUAUUGAGUUGUAUAGCCUCAUUCACAUGAACACGGGCGCAGAACGGCAGCGGCGGGCGCGGGGUAGUAUUCGACCGCUUGAUUAUACUAGUUAAAGUGUGGCGCUAUGGAACAAGACAAUCACGGCCUAUAAAUAAUUGACAAAACAAGCGAAAACACCGAAAGAACAAUGAAAGGUGUGAAAGAGCAUGGCAUGGACCCGUCCCACACUACAGUAAUAGAACAGUACUUUAACUUGCCACCGACUGCCAACCUACUGUCCGAGUUAUAUAAGCUGCGUGGCGCCGGCAAUCUCUUUAUAUGUACCAACCCUAGCGCUCCGCUCAGGUAUUUUCAAAGAAAUCGCUGAGGGUUCUGUUACGCAACUGUUGUAUUACUUGUCAUGUGGCCGUACCAUUUAGAGGGCAACCGUAUGCAUGGGAAAAGGAACUUACCAUCAGAUGGGCGGUAGGCUCUAGUGUCUUCACUUUUUCCCAUAAAAAUUCAAAGCCCCUUCAGCGAAUUCUAACGAUAUGUCGAUAAAUAAGUUGCGAUCAAAAUAGUUAAUUUAUUUUUGUGUUACUCCAUUGAGAAUUACGAUUUUUUAUUACCAACACGAUGCAGGUAGUUGUUGUUUAGCUUUGAAAUACCAUUUUAUUGAUUAGUUUAUUUGAUAGAUUACAAUUAUAAAACAUUGAUAACUUUAUU